Brachypodium distachyon (stiff brome) is the source of this 742-nucleotide messenger RNA. RefSeq lists its product as uncharacterized. NCBI's taxonomy places the organism in Eukaryota, Viridiplantae, Streptophyta, Magnoliopsida, Poales, Poaceae. Bases 163 to 558 code for a protein of 131 amino acids. The record is from RefSeq and is a predicted model, not a curated record. The transcript is spliced from 2 exons.
GAGAAGCUCGUGGGCUUUCAUACUAUUGGGUUGGGCCUUUACAGAACGAUAUCUCCUCCUAAGCCCGAAAGCCAAUCUGAGAUCUCCACCUUGUUCCUCUCGAGUCUCCACGACUCCAGCCGCAACCGCCGCCACCGCCGUGGCAGCAGCAGCGAGGAAGCUAUGAGUGCGGAUCCCGGAAAGAAGCCCGAGACUACCGGCGGCGGGGGCCCGCAGCUACCGCGGCCGGACUUCGUAAAGAGCUUCGACGCGCUGUGGUUCUGCUACUCACCGUUCCACCAGAUGCAGCACUACUACCGGUACGGGGAUUUCGACACCUGCUUCGGCAAGUGGGGCGAUCUCCUCGACUGCCUCAAUCUCAAGACAAAGAGUAAGGCGGAGGUGGAAGAGAUCCUCCUCGCGCGGGAGAAGGCCAAGCCGCACUUCUGGACCUUCCGAACCGUCGACGAGGCGUCGGAGAACUGGUGGAGGAUGUACAGGCACGUGGUGAUCACGGCGGCCCCGCGGAAGCCUGCGGGUUCUGCCGCGCCUCCUGUCAAUUCUGGUGGUAGUUCUUGAGGGCUGAAACUUACGGGACCCUGCACAGGCAGAAGCGUCGUUUGUGCUUUUGUUGCGAUGUGAUUGGAACACUGGUGUUUGAAUGUAGCUGACGGAGUAAUAAACUGGAACCAUUGAUGGAUCGAUAGUUAAAUCUUCUUGAUAAUUCAUGGCAACUUAACUGAAAAAGUCUGGUUUUGGUGUU